UCAAUGGAGAGGCUUGCGAUUUUAUGAAAUGGUUGUUGGAGAUAGAUCAUUUGGCGGGAAGCCGAUCUUAGUUCUCUAAUUAGGUUCGCUUGAGAGGCGAGUCUACAUUCUCUAUUGUUUUAUUGUGAAUUUCUAAAGAAGUUAUUUCAAAGGGUCAGCUAAAAUGGAGGAUGCUACUACUGCGCGUCUUAAGAGUCUAAUAAUCAGUAGCAAUGAUGCAUUGGAAUUCAAAUUAAUAAGAAAUCCCCAUGACGUGAAUGAUGACAAACUCAUCUUCAAGCCAGAAAUGUCUCAUCAGGUUUUCGGCGACAGUGAAAACAUAUUUGGGUACCGAGACUUGCGCAUCAAGCUGUAUUACUCGGCUGGCUGCUUGGAAACCUACUUGGGAAUGACAUAUUCCGAAAAAGCUGAUUACAUGUCCUGCGAAGGUGUAGAAGCUGAUGAAGUUUUAUCCAAAAUCAGUGCCAAGUUGGCUCCAAAAGUUCACAGCAACAUGGAUUCAUUUAUUGCAGCACUUAAAAAUGAUGAAUCUUUUGUACCACCUGGAACCGUGAUUCACUCGUUUUCAGUAAAAGACAAAGACAAGGGCGUCAGACAUUUUGAAGUUUAUAAAGCAGAUAUGAGCUGUAAAGGCUUCAAGGAGUACCAUGAGCGUCUACAAACAUUUUUACUUUGGUAUAUAGAUGCUGCUAGUUUUAUUGACAUUGAUGAUGACCAGUGGCAUUACUUUAACAUAUUUGAGAAGUACACUCCUACCGUGGGAUCGCAUCGGUAUGCGACUGUUGGUUUUGCAACGGUUUAUCAGUAUUAUGCCUAUCCUCAUCAUGCAAGACCUCGAAUUGCCCAAGUUCUUGUUCUUCCACCGUUUCAAGGGCUUGGUAUAGGGGCUCAGCUUCUUUCUGCCAUUUACAGGGCGUACAUUGGAAGAAGCGACGUCAAAGAUAUUACAGUUGAGGAUCCAUCUAUAAGUUUCCAACGUGUACGCGAUUUUAUCGAUGCUCAACAUUGUAAAACUUUGGAGAGUUUCAGCAAGAGCAAUCUGUUACAGGGAUUCAAUAAAAACAUGGCUAUAGAAGCUAGUAUAAGAUUCAAAAUAAACAAGAAACAAGCUCGCAGAGUUUAUGAAAUACUGAGAUUACGUGUUACCGAUGUUUCUGACAAGCAGGAAUACCAACAAUAUCGGUUGGAUAUUAAAAGAAGACUAAAUGUUCCAUAUCAACGUGAGCAAAAAAACUUCAAGAAAUUACAAAGAGCUUUAAAACCCAUGGAAGGAAGCACUGUAAUUGAUGGCCCAGCUCCUGAACAGAGGAUGCAAAUUCUUGAAAAACAGUAUAGGCUUCUGGAAGAAGACUACAAAAAAGUGAUUGAUAGAAUUGAAACCUCCGAUUGGCUUUAAAUCGUAAUAGAACAUGGUAUGAGACUACGAGUACAAAAUUUUAAAGAACGAUUCAAAAAAUAGGAAACACAUAUUUGGCUUUAAGUGGAUUCAUGUAGCAAGACGAUUCGCCUGGUAAAUUUUCUGCGAAUUUGUUAUUUUAUGUUGUGUCGUUACAGUAUGUUUACCUGAUAGUAUGUCACGAAACUUUAUCAUUGUUCUAUUUGCCCAAUAUUAUGUAGUAACCUGUUGUUAAUGGUUGGCGUUGUACUCUUCUUAAUCAAUUCUACAGAACAAUUUUCGGUUAAUUGGCAGCUAUUUGAGAUUUUCAUAUGCCUUAUUUCUCUUUGUGAUACAUUAUUAUUACUUACCAUUUUUCUACAAUUUUUUUUUGCAAAUGAAUUCGUAACAUUUGCAUACUCAUUACAUUAAUCUGUGUCUCAAUGAUUGAAUAAAAUUCUUUCGAAAAU
Molecule: messenger RNA, 1845 nt
Organism: Neodiprion virginianus
Lineage: Eukaryota; Metazoa; Arthropoda; Insecta; Hymenoptera; Diprionidae
Gene: Hat1
Product: histone acetyltransferase type B catalytic subunit
Exons: 7
Coding region: 164-1396 (410 amino acids)
Biological process (GO): subtelomeric heterochromatin formation
Cellular component (GO): nucleus
Molecular function (GO): histone binding; histone H4 acetyltransferase activity
Source: RefSeq, a predicted model, not a curated record